AGUGAUCCGCCGCAGCUCCCGGCCGCAACUCUCAAACUCCGCGGCUCCCUGCCUGGGCAAGUCCUGACAAACUUGGCUUCUCUUCGGCCCUCUCUCUAGCCCUCGCGCAUUCUCAUCUCGCCUCGUUUUGGUACUCAAGUUUCACCCAGGACGGAAGCCUUAGGAGAUGUGGCCACCUGGAUCCGGGCAGCGCGGGUGGAUCGCACUCUCGUGGGGGACAUGCUGAAGAUCGGAGGGAGGCAAAGUUGGUACUUCAGACACCGUUUCUAACAAAUAUCCAAAUCGCGUGGGGAUUACCGAGCUGCGGAGGACUUGAAAGCGGAGCACCGAGGACUCGGCUGGACUGGUCCCUGAGCGUGGAGCAAUGGGGAGACUCUUGGCCGUGCUCCUGCUCCUCCUCCUGCAGCAUUUUGGAGACAGUGCUGGGAGCCAGACAGUUGGACAGAAUCCUCUGCAGUUUACACAGCCCCAUUACGAUGUCACUGUGCACGAGAACUCUGCAGCCAAAACCUACGUUGGGCAUCCUGUAAAGAUGGGCAUUUACAUUACAAAUCCAUCGUGGGAAUUAAGGUACAAAAUUGUCUCUGGAGACAAUGAAAAUCUAUUCAAAGCUGAAGAGUACAUUCUUGGAGACUUUUGCUUUCUAAGAAUAAGGACCAAAGGAGGAAACACAGCUAUUCUUAAUAGAGAAGUGAAAGACCAUUACACGUUGAUAGUCAAAGCAGUUGAAAAAAACACGAAUGCUGAAGCACGGACAGUGGUCAGGGUGCAAGUGCUGGAUACAAAUGACUUGAGACCGUUGUUCUCGCCCACCUCGUACAGUGUUUCUCUACCUGAAAGCACAGCCAUCAGGACCAGUAUUGCCAGAGUCAGUGCCACAGAUGCAGACAUAGGAACCAAUGGAGAAUUUUACUACAGCUUUAAAGACCGAACAGACAUGUUUGCCAUUCACCCAACAAGCGGUGUAGUCGUUUUAACUGGUAGACUUGAUUACGCAGAGACCCAGCUCUAUGAGAUGGAAAUUCUUGCCGUGGACCGUGGAAUGAAACUGUAUGGCAGCAGUGGUAUCAGCAGCAUGGCCAAACUAACAGUUCAUGUAGAACAGGCCAACGAAUGUGCUCCUGUGAUAACAGCGGUGACAUUAUCACCGUCGGAACUGGACAGGGACCCAACAUACGCAGUCAUAACAGUGGAGGACUGUGAUCAGGGCGCCAAUGGGGAAGUGGCAUCUUUAAGCAUCGUGGCAGGUGACGUCCAUCAGCGGUUCAGAACAGUGAGGUCCUCUCCAGGGAGUAAAGAAUAUAAAGUCAAAGCAGUCGGGGACGUUGAUUGGGACAGUCAUCCUUUUGGCUACAAUCUGACACUUCAGGCUAAAGAUAAAGGAACUCCUCCCCAGUUCUCCUCUGUGAAAGUAAUUCACGUGACUUCCCCACAGUUCAAAGCUGGGCCAGCCAGGUUUGAAAAGGAUGUUUACAGGGCAGAAAUAAGUGAAUUGGCUCCUUCCAACACACCUGUGGUCAUGGUAAAAGCCACGCCUAGUUAUUCUCAUUUGAGGUAUGUUUUUAAAAGUGCACCUGGAAAAGCUAAAUUCAGUUUAAAUCACAACACUGGUCUCAUUUCUAUUUUGGAACCAAUUAAAAGACAGCAGGCAUCCCAUUUUGAACUUGAAGUAACAACAAGUGACAGAAAAGCCUCCACCAGGGUCUUGGUGAAAGUCGUAAGUGCCAACAGCAAUCCUCCUGAGUUCACCCAGACAUCAUACAAAGCAUCUUUUGAUGAGAAUGUGCCCAUCGGCACCACUGUCAUGAGUGUGAGUGCGGUAGACCCCGAUGAGGGGGAGAAUGGGUACGUGACUUACAGCAUCGCGAACUUAAACCCUGUGCCAUUUGUGAUCAACCAUUUCACUGGUGCUGUGAGUACUUCAGAAAGCUUGGACUAUGAGCUGAUGCCUCGGGUGUAUACUCUGCGGAUCCGCGCGUCGGACUGGGGCUUGCCCUACCGCCGGGAAGUUGAAGUCCUUGCUACCAUUACUCUCAAUAACUUGAAUGACAACACGCCCUUGUUUGAGAAAAUAAAUUGUGAAGGCACGAUUCCCAGGGAUCUAGGGGUGGGGGAGCAGAUCACCACUGUGUCUGCCAUCGAUGCUGAUGAACUUCAGUUGGUCCGCUAUCAGAUCGAAGCUGGAAAUGAACUGGAUUUGUUUAGCUUAAAUCCCAGCUCCGGGGUAUUGUCAUUAAAGCAAUCACUAAUGGAUGGUUUAGGUGCAAAGAUGGUGUUUCACAGUCUGAGAAUUACAGCUACAGAUGGAGAAAAUUUCGCUACGCCAUCAUAUAUCAACGUAACUGUGACUGCCGGCCGCAAGCCAGUACACUUGCAGUGCGAAGAGACCGGCGUGGCCAAGAUGCUGGCAGAGAAGCUCCUGCAGGCGAAUAAAUUGCACAGCCAGGGGGAGGGCGAGGACGUUUACUUCGACUCCCACUCCGUCAAUGCGCACGCACCACAGUUCAGAAGUAGUCUUCCAGCUGCUGUUGAGGUGAAGGAAAGCCAGCCCGUGGGUUCCAGCAUCGUUCUCGUGAAUGCUACUGACCUUGACACUGGCUUCAACGGAAAGCUGGUCUACUCCAUCUCUGGAGGGAAUGAGGAUAGUUGCUUCAUUAUCGACAUGGACACUGGGAUGCUAAAAAUUCUGUCUCCCCUUGACCGGGAAACAGCAGACAAGUAUAUCCUGAACAUUACAGUGUUUGACCUUGGUAUACCGCAGAAGUCCGCUUGGCACCUUCUGGAUGUCAGGGUUCUGGAUGCCAAUGAUAAUCCACCUGAGUUCUUACAGGAGAGCUAUUUCGUUGAGGUGAGUGAAGACAAGGAGGUAAAUAGUGAAAUCAUCCAGGUUGAAGCCACAGAUAAAGAUCUAGGGCCAAAUGGACAGGUGACGUACUCUAUCGUCACAGACACCGACGCAUUUUCAAUCGACAGCAUGACUGGUGUCGUUCAGGUUGUGCGGCCUCUGGAUCCUGAGGUGCAGCAUGUGCAUUACUUAAAGAUUGAAGCCAGAGAUCAAGCCACAGAAGAACCCCAGUUGUUUUCCACGGUACUUUUGAAGGUCUCAGUAGAGGAUGUUAAUGACAAUCCCCCAAAGUUCAUUCCACCUAAUUACCACGUGAAAGUUCGAGAGGACCUUCCCGAAGGAACCAUAAUCAUGUGGUUAGAGGCCUAUGACCCCGACCUAGGUCAGUCUAGUCAGGUGAGAUACAGUCUCAUGGACCAUGGAGAAGGAAACUUUGAUGUGGAUAAACUCAGCGGAGCAGUUAGAAUCGUACAGCAGUUGGACUUUGAGAAGAAGCAGCUAUACAAUCUCACAGUGAGGGCCAAAGACAAAGGGAAGCCAGUCUCUCUGUCGUCCACUUGCUACGUUGAAGUUGAGGUAAUUGAUGUGAAUGAGAACUUACACCCACCAGUGUUUUCCAGUUUUGUGGAAAAGGGUGUAGUGAAAGAAGAUGUCCCUAUUGGAUCAUCAGUAAUGACAGUAUCAGCUCAUGACGAGGACACAGGAAGAGAUGGGGAGGUCCGUUAUUCCAUUAGAGAUGGUUCUGGUGUUGGUGUUUUCAAAAUAGAUGAAGAAACAGGUGUCAUAGAGACGUCGGACCGGCUGGACCGCGAGUCGGCCUCCCAUUACUGGCUGACGGUCUACGCCGCCGACCAGGGCGUAGUGCCUCUCUCGUCGUUCGUGCAGGUCUACGUGGAGGUGGAGGACGUCAACGACAACGCCCCGCGGACCUCGGAGCCCGUCUACUACCCGGAGGUCGUGGAGAAUUCCCCCAAGGACGUGUCUGUGGUCCAGGUCGAGGCAUUUGACCCUGAUUCCAGCUCUAAUGACAAGCUGACGUACAAGGUCACGAGUGGGAAUCCACAAGGGUUCUUUGCAAUCCACCCAAAAACAGGUCUCAUCACAACUACCUCAAGGAAACUGGACCGAGAACAGCAAGAUGAACACAUAUUAGAAGUUACCGUGACAGACAAUGGUAGUCCCCCCAAAUCAACGGUUGCAAGAGUGAUUGUGAAAAUCCUUGAUGAAAAUGACAACAAACCUCAGUUCCUGCAAAAGUUCUACAAAAUCCGCCUCCCAGAGCGGGAGAAGCCAGAGCGAGAACGGGGUGCCAGGCGUGAGCCCGUGUACCGGGUCAUAGCCACGGACAGAGAUGGGGGCGCCAACGCGGAAAUCUCCUACAGCAUCGAGGAGGGGAACGAGCACGGCAAAUUCUUCAUUGAGCCGAAAACUGGACUCGUGUCAUCCAAGAAGUUCUCUGCAGCUGGGGAGUACGAUAUUCUCUCAAUUAAGGCAGUUGACAAUGGUCGCCCCCAAAAGUGGUCAACCACUCGACUCCAUAUUGAAUGGAUCUCCAAACCCAAACCAUCCCCGGAGCCAAUUGCUUUUGAAGAAUCGUUUUUCACCUUCACUGUAAUGGAAAGCGAUCCAGUUGCUCACAUGAUUGGCGUGAUCUCUGUUGAGCCUCCUGGAACACCUCUUUGGUUUGACAUCAUUGGUGGCAACUAUGACAGUCACUUUGACGUGGACAAGGGUACCGGAACCAUCAUUGUUGCCAAACCUCUUGAUGCAGAACAGAAAUCAAGCUAUAACCUCACAGUCGAGGCUACAGAUGGAACCAGCACUAUCCUUACUCAGGUAUUCAUCAAAGUAAUAGACACCAAUGACCAUCGUCCUCAGUUUUCUACAUCAAAGUAUGAAGUCAUUAUUCCUGAGGACACAGUUCCAGAAACAGAAAUUUUGCAAAUCAGUGCGGUGGAUAAGGAUGAAAAAAACAAACUAAUCUACACCCUGCAGAGUAGUGUCGAUCCACUGAGUCUCAAGAAAUUUCGUCUCGAUCCUGCAACCGGCUCUCUCUACACUUCUGAGACCCUCGAUCACGAAGCCACUCACCAGCACGUUCUCACAGUCAUGGUACGAGAUCAGGAUGUCCCUGUAAAGCGCAACUUCGCGAGGAUCGUUGUGAAUGUCAGCGACACGAAUGACCAUGCCCCCUGGUUCACAAGUUCCUCCUAUGAAGGACGGGUUUACGAAUCGGCAGCGGUCGGCUCAGUGGUGUUGCAGGUCACAGCGCUGGACAAGGACAAAGGGAGAAAUGCUGAAGUGCUGUACUCGAUCGAAUCAGGAAAUAUUGGAAAUUCUUUUACAAUUGAUCCCAUCAUGGGCUCCAUCAAAACUGCCAAAGAAUUGGAUCGAAGCAGCCAAGUGGAGUAUGAUUUAAUGGUGAAAGCUACAGAUAAAGGCAGGCCGCCACUGAGUGAGAUAACUUCUGUGCGUGUCGUUGUCACAAUUGCUGACAAUGCGUCUCCCAAGUUUACAUCUAAAGAAUAUUCUGUGGAAAUCAGUGAAACCAUCGGCGUCGGGAGUUUUGUCGGCAUGGUCACAGCGCACAGUCAGUCCUCAGUGGUGUAUGAAAUAAAGCAUGGGAAUGUCGCUGAUGCUUUCGAUAUCAACCCCCACUCUGGAAGUAUCACCACUCAGAAAGCCCUGGAUUUUGAAACGCUGCCCGUGUACACGGUGACCGUGCAAGGGACGAACAUGGCUGGCUUGUCUACGAAUACAACGGUUCUCGUGCACCUGCAGGAUGAAAAUGACAACUGGCCGGUGUUCGUGCAGGCAGAGUACACAGGGCUCAUCAGCGAGUCGGCUUCCAUCAACAGCGUGGUCCUGACCGACAAGAACGUCCCAUUAGUGAUCCGAGCAACCGAUGCUGAUAGAGAGUCGAAUGCUUUGCUUGUUUAUCACAUUGUUGAACCAUCUGUACACAAAUAUUUCGCCAUUGAUUCUAGCACUGGGGCUAUCCAUACAGUGCUGAGUUUGGACUACGAAGAAAGAAGCACUUUUCACUUUACUGUGCAGGUGCAUGACAUGGGAACCCCACGUUUAUUUGCUGAAUAUGCAGCGAACGUGACUAUACAUGUGAUUGACAUCAAUGACUGCCCUCCCGUGUUCUCCCAGUCGCUGUAUGAAGCGUCUCUCUUGUUGCCCACAUACAAAGGAGUGAAAGUCAUCACAGUAAAUGCAACAGAUGCCGACUCAAGCGCCUUCUCACGGUUAAUGUACUCCAUCACGGAAGGCAACAUCGGGGAGAAGUUUCUCAUGGACUACAGGACUGGUUCCGUUACGGUGCAGAACACAACUCAGUUAAGAAGCCGCUACGAGUUAACCGUCCGCGCUUCUGAUGGCAGAUUUGCAAGCUUCUCCUCUGUGAAAAUCAACGUGAAAGAAAGCAAAGAAAGUCAGCUCAAGUUCACCCAAGAUUUCUACUCUGCGGUGGUGAAAGAGAACUCCACCGAUGCCAGGACGUUAGCUGUCAUCACGGCUGUUGGGAAUCCCAUCAAUGAGCCUCUGUUCUAUCACAUCCUCAACCCGGAUCGCAGGUUCAGAAUAAGCCGCACGUCCGGCGUCCUGUCCACCACUGGCAUACCCUUUGACCGUGAGCAGCAGGAGGCGUUUGACGUGGUCGUCGAGGUGACACAAGAACACAAGCCUGCAGCAGUGGCCCAUGUCGUCGUGAAGGUCAUCGUUGAAGACCAGAACGACAAUGCGCCAGUGUUUGUCAACCUCCCUUACUAUGCUGUUGUGAAGGUGGACACCAUGGUGGGCCACACCAUCCGCUCCGUGACUGCCGUGGACAGAGACAGUGGCAGAAACGGGCAGGUGCAUUACUACCUCAAGGAGCAUCACGAGCACUUCCAGAUCGGACCCGCAGGUGACAUCUCCCUGAAAAAGCAAUUCGAGCCUGAAACCUUAAACAAACAGUAUCUCGUCACAGUGGUUGCAAAAGAUGGAGGGAACCCAGCCUUCUCGGCCGAGGUCAUAGUGCCCAUCACCGUGAUGAAUAAAGCCAUGCCUGUGUUCGAAAAGCCUUUCUACAGCGCCGAGGUCCCGGAGAACAUCCAGCUGCACAGCCCCGUGGUGCACGUCCAGGCCAGCAGCCCGGAGGGGCUGAAGGUGCUCUACGGCAUCACCGAGGGCGACCCUUUCAGCCAGUUCACCAUCGACUUCAACACCGGCGUGAUCAAUGUCGUCGCUCCCCUGGACUUCGAGUCCCACCCAGCGUAUAAACUGAGCAUACGGGCAACUGACUCCUUGACGGGCGCUCAUGCCGACGUGUUUGUGGACAUCGUGGUGGAAGACAUCAACGAUAACCCUCCCGUGUUCGCCCAGCCGUCUUACGCUGCCACGCUGUCUGAGGCAUCCGUCAUCGGCACGGCUGUGGUUCAGGUUCGGGCGACGGACUCCGACUCAGAACCGAACAGGGGCAUCUCCUACCAUCUGAUUGGGAAUCACAGCAAGAAUCAUGAUCAUUUUCACAUCGAUAGCAGCACUGGUCUCAUUUCACUGGUCAGAACUUUGGAUUAUGAGCAGUCCCAUCAGCACAAGAUUUUUGUGAGGGCUAUGGAUGGUGGCAUGCCCCCACUGAGCAGUGAGGUGAUUGUCACCGUGGACGUCACUGACCUCAAUGACAACCCGCCGCUCUUCGACCAGCAAGUGUACGAGGCCAAAAUUAGCGAGCACGCCACGCAUGGGCAUUUUGUGACCUGCGUGAAAGCCCAUGAUGCGGACAGCUCAGAUAUAGACAAGCUGGAAUAUUCCAUCCUGUCUGGCAAUGAUCAUAAGAACUUUGUCAUCGACGGUGAAACGGGGAUCGUCACGCUCUCAAACCUCCGCCGGCACACCCUGAGGCCGUUCUACAGCCUCAACGUUUCCGUUUCGGACGGCGUGUUUCGAAGCUCGGCGCAGGUCCAGGUGACGGUGAUUGGAGGCAAUCUGCACAGCCCUGCCUUCCUGCAGAACGAGUACGAGGUGGAGCUGGCCGAAAACGCCCCCGUGCACACCCUGGUGGUGGAGGUCCAAGCAACCGACGGGGAUGCUGGCAUUUAUGGCCACGUUACGUACCACAUUGUGAACGACUUUGCCAAAGACAGAUUUUACACAAAUGAGAGAGGACAGGUCUUUACUUUGGAAAAACUAGAUCGGGAAAUCCCAGCGGAGAAAGUCAUUGCCGUUCGUCUAAUGGCGAAGGAUGCUGGAGGGAAAGUUGCUUUCUGCACCAUUAAUGUCAUCCUCACCGAUGACAAUGAUAACGCCCCACAGUUCCGAGCAACCAGGUAUGAAGUCAACAUCGGGUCCAGUGCUCCCAAAGGGACACCUGUCAUUAAAGUCCUCGCAAGUGACGCUGAUGAGGGGUCCAAUGCCGAUGUCUCCUAUGCCAUUGAGGCCGACUCUGAAAGUGUCAAAGAGAAUUUGGAGAUCGACAAACUGUCUGGCAUCAUCACUACAAAGGAAAGCUUAAUUGGCCUGGAGAACGAGUUGUUCACUUUCUUUGUGAGAGCUGUGGAUCAUGGGUCUCCACCUAAGGUGUCUGUCGUUCCCGUCUACGUUAAGAUACUCCCCCCAGAAAUUCAGCUUCCAAAAUUUUCAGAACCGUUUUACACCUACACGGUUUCAGAAGACCUGCCGAUUGGAACAGAGAUCGAUCUCAUCCGAGCGGAACAUAGCGGGAUUGUUCUUUACAGCCUCGUCAAAGGGAACACCCCUGAAAGUAACAGGGAUGAGGUCUUUGUGAUCGACAGACAGAGCGGAAGGCUGAAACUGGAGAAGAGUCUUGACCACGAGACCACUAAGUGGUAUCAGUUUUCCAUACUAGCCAGGUGCCCUCAGGAUGACCAUGAGGUGGUGGCUUCCGUGGAUGUUAGCGUCCAAGUGAAAGAUGCAAAUGACAACAGCCCCGUGUUGGAGUCUAACCCCUACGAAGCAUUCGUCGUUGAAAACCAGCCAGGGGGAAGUCGGGUCAUCCAGGUCAGGGCGUCCGAUCUGGACUCGGGAACCAAUGGCCAAAUUAUGUAUAGUCUGGAUCAGUCACAAAGUGUCGAAAUCAUAGAGUCCUUUGCUGUUAACAUGGAAACGGGCUGGAUUACAACCCUAAAGGAGCUUGACCAUGAGAAGAGAGACAAUUACCAGAUUAAAGUGGUUGCCUCAGAUCAUGGUGAAAAGGUCCAGCUGUCCUCCACGGCUAUUGUGCACGUUACUGUCACCGACGUCAACGACAGUCCCCCGAGAUUCACGGCGGAGAUUUACAAAGGGACUGUGAGCGAAGAUGACCCCCCAGGCGGUGUGAUUGCCAUUUUAAGCACCACAGAUGCUGAUUCUGAAGAGAUUAACAGACAGGUUACAUAUUACAUAACAGGGGGCGAUCCUCUGGGGCAGUUCGCAGUUGAAAACAUACAGAGUGAAUGGAAGGUCUACGUGAAGAAGCCUCUGGAUAGGGAACAAAGGGACAGCUACCUUCUGACCAUCACCGCGGCCGAUGGGACCUUUGCGUCGAAGGCCACCGUCGAGGUGAAAGUUCUUGACGCCAAUGACAACAGCCCAGUCUGUGAAAAGACUUUGUACUCAGACACGAUCCCAGAGGACACCUUUCCUGGGAAGCUGAUCAUGCAGGUCUCGGCUACGGACGCAGACAUCCGUUCCAACGCCGAAAUCACUUACACGCUCUUUGGUCCAGGAGCAGAAAAAUUCAAAUUGAAUCCAGACACAGGUGAGCUGAAAACGUUAGCCCCCCUCGAUCGCGAGGAGCAGGCAGUGUACAGCCUCCUAGUCAAGGCCACAGACGGCGGGGGACGGUUCUGUCAAGCUGACAUCGUGCUCACCUUGGAAGAUGUGAAUGACAAUGCGCCCGAGUUCUCCGCCGACCCUUACACCAUCACCGUGUUCGAAAACACAGAGCCCGGGACGCCGCUGACCAGAGUGCAGGCCACAGAUGCGGACGCAGGGUUGAAUCGGAAGAUAGCCUACUCUCUGAUCCACUCCGCUGAUGGGCAGUUCUCCAUUAAUGAAUUAUCGGGGAUCAUUCGGUUGGAGAAGCCUCUGGACAGAGAGCUGCAGGCCGUCUACCCCCUCACUGUGAAAGCUGUAGACCAGGGCUUGCCGAGGCAGUUGACAGCCACCGGCACUGUGGUUGUGUCCGUUUUGGACAUAAACGACAACCCACCCGUGUUCGAAUACCGUGAAUAUGGGGCCUCGGUGUCCGAGGACGUCGUUACUGGGACCGAAGUCCUCCAGGUGUAUGCAGCCAGUCGGGACAUCGAAGCCAAUGCGGACAUCACCUACUCCAUCAUCAGUGGAAACGAGCAUGGGAAAUUCAGCAUAGAUUCUAAAACAGGGGCCAUAUUUAUCAUCGAGAGCCUGGAUUACGAGAGCUCUCACGAGUACUACCUGACGGUGGAAGCCACCGAUGGCGGCACGCCUUCGCUGAGUGACGUGGCGACUGUGAACGUGAAUGUGACCGAUGUCAACGACAACACCCCGCUGUUCAGCCAGGAGACCUACACAGCCGUGAUCAGCGAAGACGCCGUCCUCGAGCAGCCCGUCGUUACGGUUCUGGCUGACGAUGCUGAUGGACCUUUAAACAGCCACAUCCACUAUUCAAUUAUAGAUGGCAAUCAGGGAAAUCCAUUCACAAUUGACCCCGCCAGGGGAGAGGUGAAGGUGACCAGGCUCCUAGACCGGGAAACCAUUUCAGGUUACACGCUCACCGUUCAGGCGGCUGACAACGGCAGUCCACCCAGAGUCAACACCACCACAGUGAACAUCGAUGUGUCUGACGUCAACGACAAUGCUCCCGUCUUCUCCAAGGGAAACUACAGUGUCAUCAUCCAGGAAAAUAAGCCUGUGGGUUUCAGUGUGCUGCAGCUGGUGGUCACAGACCAGGACUCGUCUCAUAACGGUCCCCCUUUCUUCUUCACUAUCGAGAGUGGGAAUGAUGACAACGCCUUUGAAGUGAACCAGCAAGGGGUCCUCCAGACGGCAGCUGCCCUGGAGCGGAAGGUGAAGGACCGCUACUUCCUGCGCGUUAAGGUGGCCGAUAACGGGAAGCCUCAGUUGUCGUCCUUGACCUACAUUGACGUCAUGGUCAUCGAAGAGAGUAUCUACCCUCCUGCAAUUUUACCCCUGGAGAUUUUCAUUACGGCUUUCGGGGAGGAAUACUCAGGCGGUGUCAUUGGGAAGAUCCACGCCACAGACCAAGACGUGUACGACACUCUGACCUACAGCCUCGAUCCCCAGAUGGACAACCUCUUCUCCGUUUCCAGCACGGGAGGCAAGCUCAUUGCACACAAGAAGCUGGAUCUGGGGCAGUACCUGCUCAACGUCAGCGUCACAGAUGGGAGAUUCACAACCGUGGCCGACAUCACCGUGCACGUCCGACAGGUGACGCAGGAGAUGUUGAACCACACCCUCGCCAUCCGCUUCGCCAACCUCACGCCGGAAGAGUUUGUCGGCGACUUCUGGCGCAACUUCCAGCGCGCCUUGCGGAACGUCUUGGGGGUGCGGAGGAGUGACAUCCAGAUCGUGAGCUUGCAGCCCUCCGAUCCCCUCCCCCACCUGGAGGUCUUACUCUUUAUAGAGAAAUCAGGUGGUGCCCCUGUGUCUUCAAGACAGCUUCUGCACAGGAUCAAUGCUUCCGUGACAGACAUCGAGGAAAUCAUCGGUGUCAGGAUACUGGAUGUCUUCCAGAAGCUCUGUGCAGGGCUGGAGUGCCCGCGGAAAUUCUGUGACGAAAAGGUGUCUUUGGAUGAAAGUGUGAUGUCAACACACAGCACGGCCAGGCUGAGCUUCGUGACUCCCCGCCACCGAAGGACAGCUGUGUGUCUCUGCAGAGAUGGGAAAUGCCCACCUGUCAGUCGAGGCUGCGAGGACAGUCCGUGCCCCGAGGGAUCAGAAUGCAUCGCUGAUCCCAGGGAGGAGAAGUACACCUGUGUCUGUCCAGGUGGCAAGUUUGGUCAGUGCCCAGGGAGUUCAUCUGUAACAUUUACUGGGAACAGCUUUGUGAAAUACCGUCUAAAGGAAAAUGAAAACAAGUUGGAGAUGAAGCUGACCAUGAGGCUCAGAACGUAUUCUGCUCAUGCAGUUGUGAUGUACGCGCGAGGGACCGACUACAGCAUCUUGGAGAUCCAUAACGGAAGACUGCAGUACAAGUUCGACUGUGGCAGCGGGCCUGGCAUUGUGUCUGUUCAGAGCAUCCAGGUCAACGACGGGCUGUGGCAUGCCGUGUCUCUCGAAGUGAAUGGCAACUACGCGAGGCUGGUUCUCGACCAAGUCCACACGGCGUCGGGCACAGCUCCGGGGACUCUGAAAACCCUAAACCUGGACAACCAUGUGUUUUUCGGUGGCCACAUCCGUCAGCAAGGCGCAAGGCAUGGAAGAAGCCCCCAAGUUGGUAAUGGCUUCAGGGGUUGUAUGGACUCCAUUUAUCUGAACGGGCAGGAGCUCCCUUUAAAUAACAAACCCAGAAGCUAUGCGCACAUUGAGGAGUCCGUGGACGUGUCUCCCGGGUGCUUGCUAAUGGCCACGGAGGACUGCUCCAGUAAUCCCUGCCAGAACGGAGGCAUGUGCAGCCUGUCACCUGCCGGAGGUUAUUACUGCAAAUGCAAUGCCUUAUACGUAGGGACAUACUGUGAGGUGAGCGUCAACCCGUGUUCCUCCAAUCCCUGCCUUUACGGAGGCACCUGCCUCGUGGACAGUGGAGACUUCGUUUGCCAGUGUAGAGGGCUGUACACUGGCCAGAGGUGCCAGCUGAGUCCGUACUGCAAGGACGAACCCUGCAAAAACGGUGGGACGUGCUUUGACAGCCUGGACGGUGCCGUGUGUCAGUGUGAUUCCGGUUUCAGGGGAGAAAGGUGUCAGAGCGACAUCGACGAGUGUGCGGGGAGCCCGUGCCGGAACGGGGCCCAGUGCGAGAACACGCACGGCUCCUACCACUGCAACUGCAGCCGCCAGUUCCGAGGGAAGCACUGCGAGGACGCGGCCCCCAACCUGUACGUGUCCAGCCCCUGGAACAUCGGGCUGGCCGAGGGGGUCGGCAUCGUGGUCUUUGUCGUCGGGACUUUCCUGCUGGUGCUGGUGUUCGUGCUCUGCCGCAAGAUGGUCGGCCGGAGGAGGCAGCCGCAGGCCACGCCGGAAGACAAGCACCUGGCGCCCACCACCGCCUUCAUGCAGAGACCGUAUUUUGACUCAAAACUAAAUAAAAACAUUUACUCAGACAUACCACCCCAGGUGCCUGUCCGCCCUAUCUCCUACACUCCAAGCAUCCCAAGCGACUCCCGGAACAAUCUGGACCGGAAUUCCUUCGAAGGAUCUGCGAUCCCAGAGCACCCCGAGUUCAGCACCUUUAACCCAGAGUCUGUGCACGGACACCGGAAGGCAGUGGCCGUCUGCAGCGUCGCCCCGAACUUGCCGCCCCCGCCCCCGUCCAACUCUCCGUCUGACAGCGACUCCAUCCAGAAGCCCAGCUGGGACUUCGACUACGACGCCAAAGUCGUGGAUCUUGAUCCUUGUCUCUCGAAGAAGCCUCUGGAGGAGAAGCCCUCUCACCCCUACAGUGCCCGGGAGAGCCUGUCGGAGGUGCAGUCCCUCAGCUCCUUCCAGUCGGAGUCGUGCGACGACAAUGGCUACCACUGGGAUACAUCGGACUGGAUGCCAACCGUUCCUCUGCCAGAUAUACAGGAAUUCCCCAAUUACGAGGUUAUCGAUGAGCAGACGCCCCUGUACUCAGCCGAUCCAAAUUCUAUCGACACAGACUAUUACCCCGGAGGUUACGACAUUGAAAGUGAUUUUCCACCCCCACCGGAAGACUUCCCCGCGCCUGACGAGCUGCCACCGCUGCCCCCCGAGUUCAGUGAUCAGUUCGAAUCCAUACACCCUCCCAGAGACAUGCCUGCGACAGGUAGUUUGGGCUCUUCCUCGAGAAACCGGCAGCGGUUCAACUUGAACCAGUAUCUGCCCAAUUUCUAUCCCGUCGACAUGUCUGAACCUCAGAAAGCAGGCACCGGGGAGAGCGUUCCGUGUAGAGAACCCUAUGCCCCGUACCCGCCCGGGUAUCCGAGAAACUGUGCCGCCCCCGCCGGGGAGCACCUGCCCCUGUCCGUGUACGCCGCGGCCUCCUGCUCCGACGUGUCGGCCUGCUGCGGAGCGGAGUCGGAGGUCAUGCUGAGUGACUACGAGAGCGGAGACGAAGGCCACUUCGAGGAGGUGACGAUCCCUCCGCUAGAUUCCCAGCAGCACACGGAAGUCUGACGCUCCAGCCCCCCAAGUGC
Molecule: messenger RNA, 14142 nt
Organism: Molossus molossus (Pallas's mastiff bat)
Lineage: Eukaryota; Metazoa; Chordata; Mammalia; Chiroptera; Molossidae
Gene: FAT1
Product: FAT atypical cadherin 1
Exons: 27
Coding region: 365-14122 (4585 amino acids)
Biological process (GO): homophilic cell-cell adhesion
Cellular component (GO): plasma membrane
Molecular function (GO): calcium ion binding
Source: RefSeq, a predicted model, not a curated record